Molecule: messenger RNA, 2158 nt
Organism: Salvia miltiorrhiza (redroot sage)
Lineage: Eukaryota; Viridiplantae; Streptophyta; Magnoliopsida; Lamiales; Lamiaceae
Product: MACPF domain-containing protein At1g14780
Biological process (GO): regulation of salicylic acid mediated signaling pathway; plant-type hypersensitive response
Cellular component (GO): plasma membrane
Source: RefSeq, a predicted model, not a curated record
CAAGACAAGAAACGGAAUGAAUCAAAUACCAUCAUAUCUCUUCCACUUUUAAACUCACUACUAUAUAUAUAUACACACACACAAAAUCUGUGUGCACAAAAUCCAUCAUCAUCUAUGGUUUAUUACAUCUAGCAAAAAAAAUAUGAAUGAUGGAAUUGUGCAGAGGGCUCUCUCCAGCCUGGGCAAGGGCUUCGAUUUAUCGUCGGAUUUUCGACUGAAAUACUGCAAGGGCGACGAGCGGCUCGUCGUCCUGAACGAAUCCGACACCCGGGAACUGCGGGUCCCGGGUUUCGGAUCCUUGGCUGACGUGUCGAACGACAUAAAAUGCGAUAAGGGUGAGCGUACGAGGUACCAGACCGACAUCCUGGACUUCAAGCAGAUGUCGGAAUUUUUCAACCAGAAAUGCUCGUUGCCGGGGAAGAUCCCAUCCGGGUUGUUCAACGCGAUGUUCGGGUUCCAAAGCGGGUCGUGGGCCGUGGAUGCUUCCAACACCAAGAAUCUAGGGUUGGAUGGAUACUUCAUCGUGCUGUUUACGCUUCAUAUUCAUCGCUAUCCCUUGAUUCUUGCUCCUCAUGUUAGAAACGCAGUUCCUUCUAAAUGGGAUCCUGCUGCUCUUGCCAGAUUUAUUGAAAAAUAUGGUACUCACAUAAUUGUGGGGCUGAGCAUAGGUGGAGAGGAUGUGAUAUUAGUAAAGCAAGAGAAAUGUUCAAACAUGGAGGCAUCACAACUCAAGAAUCAUUUGGAUAAUCUUGGAGAUCAAUUGUUUACUGGGGCAUGCACGUUUUCUCCACAUCAAUGCACCAAAACUAAAGACCAAAAGAACAAGGCACCGCAGGCUUUCAGUGAGAUCUUUGAUCCACAACCAAAUCUGUUCAGCAACUACGCAUCUGCAACGGCAAAAGAUGGGAUAAGUGUGAUAUGUUGUCGAAGGGGAGGAGAUUCAAAAAUGGGCACACAUUGUGAAUGGCUGCCGACAGUUGCAUCAAACCCAGACGCCAUUCAUUUCAACUUCAUUCCAAUUACUUCUCUUCUUAGAGGUGUCCCUGGAAAAGGCUUCUUGUCCCACGCCAUCAACCUCUAUCUUCGUUAUAAGCCUCCAAUAGGUGACUUACAGUACUUCCUGGACUUUCAAGCCCAUAAAAUAUGGGCCCCCAUUCACAACGACCUUCCUUUGGGCCCCAAAAUGAAUAAGGCCUUCCAAACACCAUCUCUCAACUUCAAUUUGAUGGGCCCAAAGCUAUAUGUUAAUACAACUCAGGUUACGGCAGGAAACACCCCCGUCACUGGAAUGCGGUUAUAUCUCGAGGGCAUCAAAUCUAACAGGUUAGGCAUACACCUCCAACAAUUGGUAAACCCGCCGGUGCUGCUGGAAGACAAGCUCCAACAAUCGGGCAUGUGGCGGAGCACGGAGGAGGCGCCCGAGCACCAUCGGUACUUGGAGGCGAUCCAGUGGAAGAAAUUCUCCCACGUGUGCACCGCCCCUGUGAAGUAUGACCCCCAGUGGUUGAACCCGGGGGCUGAGGCCGCCUUCAUCGUCACUGGAGCCCAACUCCACGUCAGCAAGGACGUCCUCCACCUCCGCCUCCUCUACACCAGGGUCUCCGCUGCCUACAUCGUCCACUCCAAUUGGAUGCAAACCGCUUCCGCUAACCACUCAUUGAAAUCGGGGUUUUUCUCCUCGAUCAGCACUUCCAUUACCGACAAGGAGAAGUCGGCGCCGGUCAUAGUGGACUCCGGCGUGUACCCGACAGGGCCACCGGCACCGACUGCAGCGCAGAAACUGCUAAAGUUUGUGGACACGACGCAGCUAUGUCGGGGGCCAUCGGAUAGCCCCGGGCAUUGGCUAGUGACGGGGGCCAAACUGGACGUCGAGAAGAGGAAGAUAUGCUUGCGGGUUAAGUUCUCUUUGUUGAACCUUUCGUCGCCGCAAUGACCAAAACACUUAUUUGCAAUACACAAAUAUAUAUGUUAGUCAAAUGAUGAUGGGUAUUUGCAUAUACAAACUGAUGUGUAAAGAAAAAAUAGCAUUUCUUCAUUCUUUUAUUACUUUUUAUGUUCUUUUUCAUAGCAAAAUAUGAAUAUUUGUAGAUUUCUUUUUUUUGGUUUUCUUUUUUGUUUGAAGCAAAUGAAUGUAAAUGGUAAAUAUUAUGAUUUGGCA